Fusarium oxysporum Fo47 is the source of this 807-nucleotide messenger RNA. RefSeq lists its product as uncharacterized. The record is from RefSeq and is a predicted model, not a curated record. NCBI's taxonomy places the organism in Eukaryota, Fungi, Ascomycota, Sordariomycetes, Hypocreales, Nectriaceae. The transcript has a single exon. Bases 1 to 807 code for a protein of 268 amino acids.
AUGCCCGUUCCACCAUACUCGGAGCUUCCAAGGCCUGGGAACAUCCCUGAGAGGUGGCCUCUGACUGGACCUCUCUCCUCUAUCCCUACCCGCCCUGGUCCUCCUAUUCCCACCAAGACCCCAUUCACCGACAAGAGACCAAACCACAAGGCUAACAGGCUACCACUGAAAGAAGAGCCAACCCCAAAGGAAGACAAGGAGUUGAUGCCUGGUCACAAUGCAGUUCAUGGCCCAGCUCAUGCCUUUCCUUCAGCCACCAGCUUUGAGCGCCCAGGUCGUCUCGGUACCGCUGGUGUCUCCCACAUCACCGGCAUUCCUCUCCGUCCCCCUCCUAUUGCUGGCAAAACUGUUGUUCAGAACCGCCAGCCUGAGGACGAGGUGUAUGAGUACACUGGCCUCCUUGUCUUCCUCAUCGUAAUUCUUCUGGGAGCCGCAUUUGGUGGGUGUCUCCUUCUCAUGAGGCUAGUAGCAAGCGUUUCGAGGCAUCUUGGUCGAAGAUAUGGGUGGAAAUGGGUCAAGAGAGCCGACAGUGCAGACCUCGAGGAUGCGAUCUAUUACUGGAAGGAUCAUCCAGACGUGUUCGAACAGUACCAUCUCGACUUGCUCCGGGAGAUCUUGGCAAGUUACGGAGGUUCUUCCUAUCUUCCAGUAGACGAAAAGGCUGCUGAAAUGGGCCGACUGGAUUCAACCGACUGCGCACCUCUCCCUGGACCUCGGCCUGUCCAUAUGGCUCCUUCACAAUCCGGUCCCUGCUGGCCUGGAAUGCCAGGCUACAGGUAUUCUCCUCAACCUAUGGGAUGCCCAUAG